Messenger RNA from Cryptomeria japonica (Japanese cedar), 1940 nucleotides. RefSeq names its product pectinesterase. Gene Ontology annotation, molecular function: pectinesterase inhibitor activity; pectinesterase activity. NCBI's taxonomy places the organism in Eukaryota, Viridiplantae, Streptophyta, Pinopsida, Cupressales, Cupressaceae. Gene Ontology annotation, biological process: cell wall modification. The record is from RefSeq and is a predicted model, not a curated record. The transcript is spliced from 2 exons. Bases 182 to 1834 code for a protein of 550 amino acids.
CCCCACAAACAGAAACACCACGCCCCACUUGGAAAGAUCGUGUAAACCUGGUCUUUCACGGGUCCAAAGAAACGUGUUGACAGCUCACGAUUCACAAGUCACGAGAAUUGAAUGCCCACAUAGAUUUCAUCAUCUUCAAGGGAAGUUCUGUGGUGAUCCAGCUCUCAUCAUUCUGUGAACAAUGGCGGCCAUCAUGACAGAAACCAUGACUGUUCUAGCUCUGUUCGCCAUGUUAUCUGUUGCAGUCGGUUCUGUAAGCUCCGGUUUAGCUGAUAUAAGUGCUGCCUGCCAAGCUUCACAGUUUCCAGAGGCCUGCCAAGCUUCAUUGAUGAACACUCCGUUGGUUGGAAAGCGGGCGGCAGCAGAAGAAAUUGUUAAAACCGCCAUAGGAUUGUCAUUAGAUGGCGUGCACGAAUCGUACCGGCUGUCGGAUUCUAUCUUGGCCGGUGCAACUGCUUCCCACAACUUCAAUUUGACAGUGGCCGCUCAGGGCUGCCUGGAAUCCAUGAGCUCUGCAAUGAGGACCAUUUCAAGGAGCUCCGCAGUUUCUCUUGACAGAAUGAGCGGAGUUAAGGAUGGGAGGGCCUGGAUGAGCGCUGCUCUCACUUACGAAUACGACUGUUACUCCGGCCUCAACCGUCAAAACCGGUCCGAUCUCAGUUCCACAGUCCAGCAGAUAAAUUCCACCAUGACUUUAACAUCCACUGCCCUCAGCAUGGUGGCUGCCAUUGACACAUAUGGACGGGAUAUGAAGCUGUGGAGACCUCCCCGGACUGAAAGAUCCGCCAGUUCCUCUGCUACUGGGAAUUUCCUGACCUCGGGCAGCGAGGAAAGGGAAAGCUUUUUUGAUAUGCACAGCCAUGGCGUGGAGCUGCUCCCUAAUGUGACCGUCUGCCUUGAGGACAAGACUUGUGAGUAUUCUUCCAUUCAGAGGGCGGUGGAUGGUGCCCCGGAUUACUCUCAGAAGGUUUUUGUAAUCUACAUCAAGGCCGGGAUUUACAGAGAGAUCGUCAGGGUUGGUCCCAGCAAGAUGAAUCUUAUGUUUGUGGGUGAUGGCAUGGAUCGGACUGUUAUUACUGGUUCGAUGAAUGCUCUGCAGCCGGGCGUUGGUACUUACGGCUCUGCAACUGUUGGGGUGAAUGCGGACGGAUUUGUGGCAAGGGACAUAACAUUCGACAACAGCGCAGGGCCCCAAAUGAGCCAGGCCGUUUCCCUGCGGGUGGACAGCGAUCUCUCCGUAUUCCACAGGUGCGCCAUUGUUGGGCAUCAAGACACCCUUUACGCGCACACCCUCCGCCAGUUUUACUCCAACUGCAGAAUCGAAGGCACAGUCGACUUCAUAUUCGGCAACGCAGCCGUCGUCUUCCGCAACUCCACCAUUCUCAUCCGCCCCCGUUUAGUGCCUUCCAAAUUCGGAGAGACCAGCCCGAUUACAGCGCACGGAAGAUUAGAUCCGGGUCAGUCCACCGGAUUUGUUCUCGACAAGUGCAUUAUCAAUGGAACAGAGGAUUACAUGAAUGAUUUCUUUGCAAAUCCCCAAAUUCACAAGGCCUAUUUGGGUCGGCCAUGGAAGCUGUAUUCCAGAACGAUUGUUAUGAGGAGCUACAUUGGGGAACUGAUUAGGCCAGACGGAUGGCAGCCAUGGGACGGGACCUUCGCUUUGGACACGCUCUUUUAUGGGGAAUUUGAGAACUAUGGGCCUCGAGCCGAUUUCUCUGCCAGAGUCCCCUGGUCUACUCAGAUUUCCCCGCUUGCUGUGGGCAUUUACUCUCCCCAAUCCUUCAUUCAAGCAGAUCACUGGCUUCCCUUCAUCCUCUCUAAUUAUUUAGAUUGAUUAAUUCAUUAAAUCCUCCGGAUUCUCUUUAUAUAUAUAUUUAUUUGUGUUUUGUGUACAGAAAACAAAUUUCAAUAAAGAUUUCUUUACAUAUUCUAGUCUGACA